Messenger RNA from Lathyrus oleraceus (garden pea), 570 nucleotides. RefSeq names its product sugar transporter ERD6-like 6. Gene Ontology annotation, molecular function: transmembrane transporter activity. NCBI's taxonomy places the organism in Eukaryota, Viridiplantae, Streptophyta, Magnoliopsida, Fabales, Fabaceae. Gene Ontology annotation, biological process: transmembrane transport. The record is from RefSeq and is a predicted model, not a curated record. Gene Ontology annotation, cellular component: membrane; plant-type vacuole. The transcript is spliced from 7 exons. The coding region runs from base 1 to 570 and encodes 189 amino acids.
AUGGGAAUCCUCAUUGAUAUUGUACGUUCUGGGAGGGGAUCUGAGCAUGAAUGCAGUGAAACAAUUUAUGAUGAAGACAUGGAACUUUUCACAGUUCUUGCUACGAUUUUAACUUUGUGGUUAGCAGACAAAUCUGGUCGUCGGCUUUUACUUAUUGUUUCUUCAUUUGCAAUGGCUUUGAGUCUUUUGGUUGUUUCAAUAUCAUUCUACUUGAAGGAAUAUAUAUCACCAGAUUCUGAUUUAUAUGCGACAUUGAGUCUCGUAUCGGUGGCUGGAGUUGUGGUCAUGGUUAUUGCAUUCUCUCUGGGAUUAGGAGCAAUGCCAUGGAUUAUAAUGUCUGAGAUUCUUCCGAUUAACAUCAAAGGCCUAGCUGGAAGUUUUGCAACACUUGCCAAUUGGUUCUUUUCCUGGUUGGUUACAUUAACAGCAAAUUUGCUCUUGGAUUGGAGUUCGGGAGGAACCUUCACAAUAUAUACUGCAGUGUGUGUUUUCACAGCAGGAUUUGUUGACAUUUGGGUCCCCGAGACAAAGGGAAAAACUCUUGAAGAAAUACAACAGUUUUUCAGAUGA